Molecule: messenger RNA, 1200 nt
Organism: Ogataea philodendri
Lineage: Eukaryota; Fungi; Ascomycota; Pichiomycetes; Pichiales; Pichiaceae
Exons: 1
Coding region: 1-1200 (399 amino acids)
Biological process (GO): protein quality control for misfolded or incompletely synthesized proteins
Cellular component (GO): i-AAA complex
Molecular function (GO): misfolded protein binding
Source: RefSeq, a predicted model, not a curated record
AUGUUCCGAUAUACCUUGGGAAAGAACUUGAAAUUUAAACGGGCCGUGUUCCAGGUCCGUCAGAUCAUGAACCAGCAGCAGAAACAGGAACUCAAGUUCAAACAGAAUUUGCAGGAGCAACAAAAACGACGCAAAUGGUCCACCAUAGUGACUUCCUCGAUUGCGGUGCUUCUUGGAACAUCAGGAGUGCUAUAUCUGUGGCAACCAUGGAACCCGUUUAGCUCAGAGGUGAGCAAACAUCUGAGAAAAGGGCUUUGGCUCGAGACGAGCAAAAACAUCGACUAUUUGAAAGCACUGGGCCAUUACCAAGAUGCCCUAAGACAAUGCAGAAAGGAGAACAUGGACAAUUUGGACCCGCGCUUCACGGGGAUCGUUUUGAAGAUCGCAGAGAUGUACGGACUGCUGGAAAUGGUGGACCGUCAACGCGACGUUUACCAAAGACUUAGCGACUAUCUAUUUGCAAAGCUAGUUAAUAAUGAAGUUCCUGAGGAAUGGAAAGACCAGGUGAUCCAGCGGGAUUUGAUUGUCAGCACGCGGCUGGCCACACUUGCCAGGCCGGGAGAAACUCUGCUGGCGAUGCAGGAACUAUGGGACAGAAUGGUUUUCACGGAACAGCAGAUGGUGGAUAAAGUUCCUGCAUUGAAGGUGGAAGGUGACAUGGACAUAUUUGAGGUUUUGAAGAUUGAUUCGUGGCUGUCGAAACGCCGGUUCAUCAAGGAAAACAUCCCGGGAGACAUAGCCUGGCCGCGGUACAUGGAGGAUCUGGUUCGGGCGCGGGACCUGUAUGCCACAUUGGCCAUGUUCACCAAAAGAGAAGACGAUGCAAUCAACUUGCUCCAGUCCAACAUCCUAUUCAUCAAAGUUUCUGGCUUGGAGCCAAUCAAGAUCAGCACAGAGCUGUUGAACCUGGCCUCGGCGUACUAUUUCAAGAGCGAGUCGCCUAAAGACAAAACGGGAGCACAGCAAGCGCGCACAAUGAGCGAAAGACUAUUUUACACAAUCAUCAACGAGUACCAGGGCGAGGACGAGGAAUCUGCCGUCUGCCGAGCAAUGUCACUAUAUUCUCUCGGAAUCAUCAAGAAAGGAAGCUCUGACGGAGACAGACUGUUCCAAGAAGCCAGAGACCUGGCUACGAACCACGGCCUGCUACAGGUGAUCGAAAAGAUCGACAGCGAAACGAUACAGCUACCACAAAUCUAA